Triplophysa dalaica is the source of this 3091-nucleotide messenger RNA. It is a transcript of the gene pof1b, whose product is annotated as POF1B actin binding protein. NCBI's taxonomy places the organism in Eukaryota, Metazoa, Chordata, Actinopteri, Cypriniformes, Nemacheilidae. The record is from RefSeq and is a predicted model, not a curated record. The transcript is spliced from 13 exons. Gene Ontology annotation, molecular function: actin filament binding. The coding region runs from base 125 to 1720 and encodes 531 amino acids. Gene Ontology annotation, biological process: actin filament organization; epithelial cell morphogenesis; bicellular tight junction assembly. Gene Ontology annotation, cellular component: adherens junction; bicellular tight junction; actin filament.
ACCUCCUCUCCUGUACACUUCAGAAGUUAGGUUUCGGUGCGCAUAUCGAAACAACACCUUUACUAACGGCACACAACCUUUUGCUACAUCCAUGUUAGUUACUCUUUAGUUUGCCACCGCAAGAAUGAGUUUUCCGUACAGCCAAACCGUAACGACUCUCAAAACCAUGAACGUCGCGGAGCAGAACUCACCGAACGUCUUGACUUCACCGACCAUCUCGUCCGCUCCGGUCGGGUUCGGCGAAGGUACGACGACUUACCGGACGGUAAACUACACGGGAGCUCAGAUGCAGCCAGUUCAGUACAUUAACAGCGGGAUGGAAGGGAACGUUAUGUACGGGGGCGCGCGUUACCUGGUACCCGUGCAACAGCGCGCACCGGAGCAGCAGGUUAUAUACUAUAGUCAAGCGCCGCAAUAUACUCAAGCAACGCGAUACGUUCAACCGGUGUACGUCCAGAACGUCCAGAACGUGCAGCCUGUGACCAUCAGCAGCGUCGACACUGAAUACAGACAAACUACAACAAAUGGACAAUCCUCAUCUGUCGUCAGCCACACCUCCAGUUCGGUCAAGAGCCCUGAACCUUCCGAGAUCGAUCUGGUGGAGACCUCCAGCCACUACGAGGAGACCGUGGAGUAUGAUGGGAAGAGCAGCGUGAACACUCACAUGACUGAGUUUAUUGAGUCGGAGCCUCUUGCCAAGAUGGACAACCGCUUCUUUGGCGAGCUUCUUGCCGAUGUCUACCGCAAGAACAUUGACAUUCACACUUGCAUCUCAGAGCAUGUGUCCAAGAUCCGGGGAAGGAAACACCUUUUGGACCCCACCAUUGACUACAAGGUGGAGAAAGAAGAAAUAGAGGCUCUUAUUCCCAAAGGAGUGUCCGAACUGACUAAGCAACAGAUCCGCUACCUGCUGCAGACUCGUUUGACGGCUGAUAAGGCCAUGCGUCUGUUGUUGACCACAUUCAGCAGCCUGCGUGAAGAGCUGGUUCAUCUGCAGGACGAUCUGAGGCGGUUGGAGAGCGAGAAGGAGGAACUGGAGAGAGAUCUGAGCUUUAAAGCAGAUCAGGGCAUGCAGUAUGACAAACUCCUGGAGACCGUCCGUGAGCACAACAGACAACUGCAGGCGUCUCUAAAAGAGAGUAACAGUGCUCAACGUUCACUAGAGACUCAGCUGAUCAUGUUCCAGAGCAAAGACCCCAGCAAAGACUUCCAGAUCAAAGAGCUGGAGGGCAGCAGGAUAGCACUUGAGCAUGAGAAUGAGCUCCUGAGGAAGAAGCUGGCAGGACAGUGCAGCAGUUCCACUGUUCAGAUCAAAACACAGGAGAUGACCAAACACUACGAACAGAUGCUGAAUGAUCUCCGGGAGGAGAAGGAAAGAGAGCUCAAGAGCCUGCGGUCUCAGAUUAUUAAGAUCCAGUCUGAGCGGACCAUAACACACACUACUGACACCAGCGGCUUGGAGAUGCACAUCAAAGAGCUUCUUGCCAGCAUGGAGAAGCAUGAGACCACGAUCAGACACCAGGAGGAGGAGAUCAGACGACUCAAACAGCAGAAGAGUGACAGCUCCAGCAGCACUAGCAAAACUAUUGUUACCAAAAGAUACGACACCCAGUACCCUCUUCUGGGUCUGUUGAGUGAUGAUUACAAGUACACCCCACCCAUUAAAGAGGGCAGGACUGUUGUCAUCGAGACGACGGGACAUUCAACCAAACGGUACUGAAUAGAAGGGAGACCUGCGAGUCCUCGUUCUCGCUCAUUCCUUUUUUCUCGCCUUCAAGCCUCCCCAGUCGCUCGCCUCAGUGCCUCCUCCUGCUGAUGACUCUGACAUUUAGACUGUGGAAUUUGCUCAUUCUAUUUCUAUUCACAGCACACUCUUUAAAAGGACCAAAACAACAUUUAAGAAAAUAGACAAAAUCCUUCCAAACAUUUUCUUUUAUCACAAAAUCAAAUGGGUUGAAUUUGAUGCUUCUUUAAACUGCUGCUUACUUUCCUCUUAAGAAAAUACUGUAGCUUCAUUGUUGCUUGUUUGUUGGUUGCAGAGGGUUGUAUUAACACUUAUGCUGCAGCAGCAGAACCCUUAGGCACCUUUAGUCAACACUACUGUAAUUCUGUAUAUAUUUGGAGAGAAACGGUGUGCAUGUCGUAUACCUUUACUGGAAUAAAACUUAGUAUUGGCAGCAGUGUAAAUGGUGGUCUUGUUCGUUUUCUUUUCAUUCAUUUAGUUUUUUCUCUUCUUUUUUUUGGUAAUGUCCGGUAAGGGAUGCACGUAUGUCGAAGUGGUCGAAUGAUAUCGAUUUGUUUCAAUUGCCCGUGCCGAUGUCUGUAUAGCACUUUAGCAUAUUGCUGACAUAGAAAGGAAUGUAGAGGUAAAAUUUCUGUAAGAUGGACAUUUUUUUUCCCCACUCGAAAUUCAGUCAAAAAUCUGCUAAAACAGAACAUGGACAAAUGUGUGUGGGUACGGACACAAGAGGGCGCUAACACUAGUGUAAUUUUGGUCAAGAGGGUACAGUUUUAUUGGCUGAUACAUCUGUAGACCACUAAUAUGUCAUGUAAGCUGGUGAGGGGUUUUACUAGUUUUAAAAGGUUAAAUUGUGAUUGGUGCAGAAAAAUUGAUCUCCAGUGUUUUUCAGCUCUUUCUGUUUAACCAUAACGUGCCUAUGGGAACUCAUGGGUACAUUAUGUUUCUUCAUUACAGUGCAAAUGUCAAAAUUUCAUUUUUGCUUAAGUUAAUGAUGUGCAACCUAAGAGGGAACCACCCUCAGAGACAGAGCUAUUUCUGAUGUCAUCCAGAGGUAGAACGCUUGCAAUAUUGUUAGCUUUAUUGAUACAAACCCUAAUAAUAGAUAGCGAGUAAAUAUUUUUGUAGCAUUUUGCUAGAGACUUUAUUAAAUACCUCAGUGUGACCAUAGAUUUAUUCUCUGUUUUAAAAAGAUGUUUACCAAUUGCAGUUUCUAUUCAGAUAUGUUGGAGUGGCCCUUUAAAUUCAUAAGCAUUUUAGUUUAGUGUGGCAUCUGCAGCAUUAACACUGUUAUAGAUGGAGUUUUACAUUGUAUUACUGUAUGUGCUUGAAAUAAAAAGUGUUUUGACCCUU